CGUCUCAACUCCCGACCAACUUGAACGCCGCGCGGCGCUUACACAUCAACAGUUCAGACAACAAUCCUACCUACAACUACGCUUCGUAUUCUAUAUCCCAUUUUCCAACCGACUAUAUAUCGAUACCCGACACCAUACUCUGCAAUUGUAAUCGUUACUGUAUCUAUACACUAUCAUGGGCCUGUUCGCAAAAAAGAAGCACAGCCACGAAGAGGGCGACUCCGAGACGCAUUCCCCAUCUCCCAAUACGCACCUCGGUGCCCCCGAAAUCACGUUCGUCCGUACCGAUACGUUUACCGAGGAGACGAUUUUUCCUCCUGCGAGCCCUAUAACCGAGAAUGAUGCCGACCACGACUCGCACCUGUCCCCCGAGACGGCAUCAGGAACGCCAGCAAGGGGUCGCCUUAGUCUGGACGUCUUCCGCAGCAAUCGCAGUCGUAGUCAAUCUAUGAGCAGCAACCCCAAGAGCCCAACCGUUGCCAGGCGCAUGUCACGAUUCCAUUUACACCGUAGCCCAGUGAGCUCCGAGAAUGUGCCUCAGGAUCUGCCGCCCGUGCCUGCUAUUGUGGUUCCCGAAGGCGAUGAAGAUAAGGAGGGCAAAGAGGCUCAAUGGGAGAAGCGCGCAACCAUGUUGGCACGCAAAAACUCCGAGGCUCGCAGUCGCCCAGGAACCCGUCCGGCUAGCCCUACCCGCAGCGUUAGUAACGACUUUGCCCGUAUGCGCCUUGGGAGUGUCAGUGGCCCUGCCGAAGCGGAAGAAUGGCCUUUGAAGAACGAACCUGGGCCUGUCGCGCCUCCUCCGCCUGUAACCAAAGCUGUUUCGUCUAAAGCUAUUGAUGAAGAUAUCCAGCAGGCCAUCAAGUUGCAUGAAGAAGGAAACUUGGAGGAGUCCACUGCUCUAUUUGGAAAACUGGCUGACCCGGAAGGGGCAAAUAAUCCCCUAAGCCAAGUUCUGUACGGCCUUGCUUUGCGGCACGGAUGGGGAUGUGCCCCUGACGCAGCCAAAGCCGUGACAUACCUCUCAGCAGCAGCCUCAAACGCCGCCGAAAUCGAACAACUCGCUCUCCAGGCUGGGCUCAAGAAGGGCGGCGCAGCCAAAGGCGAGCUCGUCCUGGCCAUAUUUGAACUGGCAAAUUGUUUCCGUCAUGGCUGGGGUAUUCCUAAAGACCCGAUAGCCGCGAAACAAUACUACGAGACAGCGGCGAAUUUGGGAGAUUCCGACGCCAUGAACGAAGUAGCAUGGUGCUACCUGGAAGGAUUCGGCACCAAAAAGGACAAAUACACCGCCGCAAAAUAUUACCGCCUGGCGGAGAAGAACGGAAACAAGAUCAUGGGUAAUACAUGGAUCUGGAAGGAAAAGUAUGACCCGGGAAAAAAGAAGUAAAGGGAGGGGGGUCCAAUUAUUCAUCGGGAUGUUUUGAACAUUCAAAAGGGCAGGGAAAAGGGAAGGCGAGAACAGGGUUACCGUGCGAAAAGAGCCCAAAAACCUGUUCUAGACACUUGAUCUCUGUG
This is a messenger RNA of Neurospora tetraspora, 1512 nucleotides long. RefSeq lists its product as uncharacterized. The coding region runs from base 176 to 1384 and encodes 402 amino acids. Gene Ontology annotation, molecular function: protein binding. Gene Ontology annotation, biological process: negative regulation of G2/M transition of mitotic cell cycle. The record is from RefSeq and is a predicted model, not a curated record. The transcript has 5 exons. NCBI's taxonomy places the organism in Eukaryota, Fungi, Ascomycota, Sordariomycetes, Sordariales, Sordariaceae. Gene Ontology annotation, cellular component: cell division site.